UUUUUGAGUUGGAAUUUUAGAUAAUGGAAGCCUCACAGAAAAUAGAGCUGAAGCAUCCGCUUGUGUGGAUAGAUCUAGAAAUGACUGGGCUCAUUCUGGAGACCAACCAGAUAAUUGAGAUUGCAGUUAUAGUCACUGAUGCAGAUGACCUUGAUACUAGGUAUGAAGGCCCAAAUAUCGUGAUAGGAUGCCCACAAGAGAUGCUGGAUAAUAUGGAUGAGUGGUGUACAAAGACCCAUGGAGAGUCAGGACUCACACAGAGGGUAAUAGAGUCUAAGGUCACACUUGAGGAAGCUGAAGAACAAGUACUUGAUUUCUUACAGAAUACGUGUAAUAUUAAACCACGUACAGCUCCUCUUGCAGGGAACAGUAUUUCUACUGAUAAGAUGUUCUUGUAUAAGGAUAUGAAGAAGCUCUAUGACUUCCUGCAUUAUAGAAUCCUUGAUGUGAGCAGUUUCAAACAGGCUUGUGCCUGGUGGUAUCCCGAAGAUGCUAUGAAUGUCCCACCUAAGAAGGAAACCCACAGAGCUUUAGACGACAUUGUCGAAAGUAUCGAAGAGAUGAAGUUCUAUAAAUCUUCAAUGUUAAAGUAAAUGUUUGAUGUAAAACUUUACAUAUUUUUAACCAUAAAUUUAAGUUCCUUAGAAAGCGAGUCCUGGAUGUCUAGGGUCUUCACAAAGCAGGUAUUUAAGCAUUCCUCUUCCUUCUUGUUAAUAAACAUAUCAUCGAAAUUAUGGACGCAUUUCUGGACACAUCUCACUGUAGUAGUUGGAAUACUACUAUAAUAAUUCUUGCUCUUGAUCUCGUUGACCAUCAUGCUGACUUCUUGAGAAGUCAUUGCUAUCUUCUGGUCCAUUUGUUCGAAUCCUUUUUGGGCUUGGUUCAUUAUAUAUUCAGAGUCUUCACUUAGACGAAACGGAGAAAUUUUAUAAAUUAUUCAAUAAUCACA
Messenger RNA from Moneuplotes crassus, 949 nucleotides. NCBI's taxonomy places the organism in Eukaryota, Ciliophora, Spirotrichea, Euplotida, Euplotidae. The record is from the annotation of a GenBank genome assembly.